Cannabis sativa is the source of this 1444-nucleotide messenger RNA. RefSeq names its product zinc finger BED domain-containing protein RICESLEEPER 2-like. The transcript is spliced from 3 exons. NCBI's taxonomy places the organism in Eukaryota, Viridiplantae, Streptophyta, Magnoliopsida, Rosales, Cannabaceae. The record is from RefSeq and is a predicted model, not a curated record. Gene Ontology annotation, molecular function: protein dimerization activity; DNA binding. The coding region runs from base 54 to 1268 and encodes 404 amino acids.
CUUUAGACAAUGAAUCUUCAAAUGAUGUCUCUGUUGAUGCAUUGCAAUCUCAGAUGAAUUUGAAAUGCUUACUUCCAUGUAAUGGUGAUUUUUUUCAUUUGAGGUGUUGUGCUCACAUACUUAAUCUUGUUGUGCAAGAUGGAUUAAAGGAUAUUGAUGUAUCAAUAGAAAAGAUUCGUGAUAGUGUUAAGUAUGUUAAGGGAUCACAACUAAGGAAGCAAAAGUUUUUGGAAUGUGUUAAGCUUGUAUUUACGGGUGGUGUUUGCAAGAGGAGAUUGUGUCAAGAUGUUGUUACUAGGUGGAACUCUACCUACCUUAUGUUGGAUAGUGCUUUAGUUUAUCGUCGUGCCUUUCAACAUUUAGCUUGGAGUGAUUCAAACUAUGAACAUUGUCCAUCUAAGGAUGAAUGGGAAAGAGUUGAGAAAGUUUGGAAGUUUCUGAAAGUUUUUUAUGAUGCAACUCUUGUUUUUUCUGGCUCAAAGUAUCCAACAGCCAAUUUGUACUUUCCAAACAUAAUUAAUUGGUACAUAACUUUAAAAAAGACUUUGGAAGGUGAAGAUGACUAUCUAAGGUGUAUGGCAAGUAAAAUGUGGGUUAAGUUUCAAAAGUAUUGGUCAGAUUUUAGUCCCAUUUUGACUAUAGCAGCUAUCUUAGAUCCUCGAUACAAGUUGGAAGUUGUAGAAUUUUGCUAUAUCAAGGCAUAUGGGGAAGAUUCUAAGGAAUUUAAAGUUUUAUAUGAAAAAUUAUUGUCUCUUUAUGAUGAGUACAAGGGUAAGAUUGACCCAAACACUUCAAUGGCUGCCAAGAACAAGAUGAAUGAAAUAAAGAAAAGAGAGACAUAUGCUAUGGAGGUUGACAAUGAACUUUUUCAGGAGUUUGAUAGUCUUUCAAGUGGAAAUCGUUCAAAUUUUGUCCAAAAGACACAGCUGCAACUUUAUUUAGAAGAUGAAAGAAUUUAUAGGAAUGAGGAGCUUGAUAUCUUGAGCUAUUGGAAGACACAUCAAUAUCAUUAUUCAGAACUUGCAGCGAUGGUUCGUGAUAUUUUGAGCAUUCCUAUCUCGACAGUGGCCUCAGAAUCUACAUUCAGUAUUGGUGGAAGAGUGCUUGACCAGUUUCGAAGUACACUUAAACCUGAUACAGUUCAAGACAUUUUGUGUACAAGAGAUUGGUUGUUUGGAGAUGAAGAUGGGGAGAAGGAAAUUGCACAGGAUUUGAAAGAUGUGAUUCAAAAUGUUGUGGAACUUAGCUAUGAUAACAAUUUAGAGUAGAUUUAACUAUUACUAUAUGCUAUAAGUAAUCUAGAAUGAGUAUUGAAUCAGCUAAAUCUUUUUUUUAUGCUGAUACUUAAUAUUUUGAAGGUGGUGAUGCCUAAUAUUUUUAGGGCGUUGAAUGUUGCUGUUAAUAUUUUGAGUAUGAUGAACAACUAACAUGGGGUUGUUAAUAU